AGAGAAAGUAAAUGGAAAUUAAAACCUAAAGAUUCACCAUGGGCAAGGGGUACUAUCUAACAUGCGUGCAAGUAUUAUAUAAACCUAACCACAAUUGAUGAACAAUACAAUUCCAAAAUCUGAAUUCUAACAAUGGCUUCUUCCUCCUACUAUUUUGGCCUAGUUUCUCUUGCAGUUCUGUCACCAUUUCUCUUAAUCUCUGCUUCGGCCACAAAUUACAUCGACGCCAUAUGUCAACGUGUUACCGACAAAGCCUUCUGUGCCAAAACUUUGAACGCAUACCCUGCCGCAUACCCUGCCGCUGCUUCUGCCACCAGCCAGUUUCAAGCAGCUGUGGCCACGCUCAACCUAGCCAUAGCUUAUGCCGAUAAGUGUGCGGGUUUCAGUGGAAAUGCGGCAAAGGAGAAUCCAAACUUGAAGACGCAGUUUGCGGCGAGCCAAGAUGCCUUUAUGACCAUUAGCAAGUCUGUCAAGAGCGCUGCCUCGGAACUCAAGGUAUCGCCAGACACUGCCAACUAUGACGUCAUGGUUUGUAGUGAUAGCAUAGCGGUGGUGAAGAAUUCGGUAGGGAAAAAUUCAGACAAUGCGUCGAAGACUGUUAUGACGAUGACAUUGAUGAUGGAGAAGCUUCUUGCUAUCGCGGUUGGAGCCACUGUCGCUGUUGGCGGGUAAAGACAACGAUAAGAACAUAUACCAUCGUCAGAUUUUCCAUUUUUCGUUUUACCCCUGGUUGAAGGUUGUGGUUAUUUAUUUUACCAAGUAAAAAAGGUUGUGAUUAUUUAUUUUACUUCUUUACAAUACAGUGUUUAGUUUUUAAGAUCAAUACAUUUUUUCUUUCGAUUGAACAUAUGUAUUUGAUGAAAACUUGCUUAGUGAAUUUUAAAUUGAUUUGGAAAUCUAAGGACCACUAAAUUUUGACCCGCA
Arabidopsis lyrata subsp. lyrata is the source of this 924-nucleotide messenger RNA. RefSeq lists its product as uncharacterized. The record is from RefSeq and is a predicted model, not a curated record. The coding region runs from base 133 to 672 and encodes 179 amino acids. Gene Ontology annotation, molecular function: enzyme inhibitor activity. The transcript is spliced from 2 exons. NCBI's taxonomy places the organism in Eukaryota, Viridiplantae, Streptophyta, Magnoliopsida, Brassicales, Brassicaceae.